GCUAAGAAUGGUAAUGCAGUUUCAGGGGUUAGAAAAUCCAAUUCAAAGUAGUCCUCGCCAUAGACACGCAUCAUCAGGAUUUAUUAUGGAAAUGAUGAACAUGAAGUCUGAUAAAGGUGUACUAACAGAACAAGCAGCAGGACCUUUGGGACAGAAUCUAGAAGUAGAGCCAUACUCACAAUACAACAAUGUUCCGUUUCCGCAAGUUCAGCCACAGAUUUCCUCGUCAUCCUAUUAUUCCAACCUGGGUUUCUAUCCCCAGCAGCCCGAGGAGUGGUAUUCUCCUGGAAUAUAUGAACUCAGGCGAAUGCCAGCUGAGACUCUCUACCAAGGAGAGAUUGAGGUAGCAGAGAUUCCUGUAACAAAAAAGGCCCGAAUGAGUGCAUCAGCGGGGAGAAUAAAAGGGGAUGAAUUAUGUGUUGUUUGCGGAGACAGAGCAUCUGGUUACCAUUAUAAUGCACUGACCUGUGAGGGCUGCAAAGGUUUCUUCAGGAGAAGCAUUACCAAAAAUGCCGUGUACAAGUGUAAAAAUGGGGGCAACUGCGUGAUGGACAUGUACAUGCGAAGAAAGUGCCAGGAAUGCCGCCUAAGGAAAUGCAAAGAGAUGGGAAUGUUGGCUGAAUGUAUGUAUACAGGCUUGUUAACUGAAAUUCAGUGUAAAUCUAAACGACUAAGGAAAAACGUGAAGCAGCAUGCAGAUCAGACCAUUAAUGAAGACAGCGAAGGUCGGGAUUUGCGACAAGUGACCUCGACAACCAAGUCAUGCAGGGAGAAAACUGAACUCACCCCAGAUCAACAGAAUCUUCUGCAUUAUAUUAUGGAUUCAUACAGCAAACAGAGGAUGCCUCAGGAAAUAACAAAUAAAAUUUUGAAAGAAGAAUUCAGUGCAGAAGAAAACUUUCUCAUUUUAACUGAAAUGGCAACUAGUCAUGUACAGAUUCUUGUAGAAUUCACAAAAAAACUGCCAGGAUUUCAGACUUUGGACCAUGAAGAUCAAAUUGCUUUGCUGAAGGGGUCUGCAGUUGAAGCUAUGUUCCUGCGUUCAGCUGAGAUUUUUAAUAAGAAACUUCCAGCUGGACAUGCUGAUCUAUUGGAAGAAAGAAUUCGAAAGAGUGGUAUCUCUGAUGAAUACAUAACACCUAUGUUUAGUUUUUAUAAAAGUGUUGCAGAAUUGAAAAUGACUCAAGAAGAGUAUGCUCUGCUUACGGCAAUUGUUAUCCUCUCUCCAGACAGACAAUACAUAAAGGACAGAGAAGCGGUAGAAAAGCUCCAGGAACCACUGCUUGAUGUGCUCCAGAAGUUGUGUAAGAUUUAUCAGCCCGAAAAUCCUCAACAUUUUGCCUGUCUCCUGGGUCGCUUGACUGAGCUGCGGACAUUUAAUCAUCACCACGCAGAGAUGCUGAUGUCCUGGAGAGUAAAUGACCACAAGUUUACCCCACUUCUUUGCGAAAUCUGGGAUGUGCAGUGAUGAACACUGCAGGGGCAACAGCAUCUAGCUCUUGAUUUUCCUCAUAAUAUAAAUCUGAUGUACAACUUUCUUUUAUUUCAUUUGCACCUGGUCUCACACAAGAAUUUUGACAAAUAUUUAUGCAGUAAUUCCAUAACUUACACAGUUGUAAAUAUAGAGCUGGAUAGAAUGACUUUCUUUACAUUGUAUUUUAUAAGGCUUCAGGGAGUCUUUCGUUCUAACUGGCAUGCCCUGUUUGCCUAAUUAAAUUGAUCAUUCUUUACCUCUAUCUGUUGAAAUAGGGAAAAUUUCAUUUUGCUCUUUAUCUUACCUUAUUUGCAUACAUUUUAUCAAAGAGCUGGUUUCAACUUUGGCAAUAAACUGAACAUAAUGGUAACAGGCUUUUCUUCUGGAACAAAAUUUGAAAAAUAUACAAACUCAUUUCUUUAAAUGGUGAAUCACAUCCUAA
Molecule: messenger RNA, 1916 nt
Organism: Neogale vison (American mink)
Lineage: Eukaryota; Metazoa; Chordata; Mammalia; Carnivora; Mustelidae
Gene: NR1H4
Product: nuclear receptor subfamily 1 group H member 4
Exons: 9
Coding region: 8-1468 (486 amino acids)
Biological process (GO): bile acid signaling pathway; negative regulation of transcription by RNA polymerase II; negative regulation of inflammatory response
Molecular function (GO): nuclear receptor activity; bile acid binding; zinc ion binding
Source: RefSeq, a predicted model, not a curated record